Dioscorea cayenensis subsp. rotundata (Guinea yam) is the source of this 962-nucleotide messenger RNA. Its product is annotated as MADS-box protein SOC1-like. Lineage: Eukaryota; Viridiplantae; Streptophyta; Magnoliopsida; Dioscoreales; Dioscoreaceae. Gene Ontology annotation, molecular function: DNA-binding transcription factor activity, RNA polymerase II-specific; protein dimerization activity; RNA polymerase II cis-regulatory region sequence-specific DNA binding. Gene Ontology annotation, biological process: positive regulation of transcription by RNA polymerase II. Bases 158 to 709 code for a protein of 183 amino acids. The record is from RefSeq and is a predicted model, not a curated record. Gene Ontology annotation, cellular component: nucleus. The transcript is spliced from 8 exons.
ACACACACACACUCAAUCAAACAAACACAAGAAUUCACUCACUUUUAGUAAUGAAAAUUCCAUGGGUCAAUUUUCACCACCCAAAAAAGUAGUUGGAUUUUGGCAACUCCAUCUGCUCCUGCUGUUGCCAUUUCUGUGAUCGGGAAGGAGAUAAAGAAUGGUGAGAGGCAAAACUCAAUUGAGAAGAAUAGAGAAUGCUGCAAGUAGGCAAGUCACCUUCUCGAAGCGCCGCAAUGGGCUCCUCAAGAAGGCGGCGGAGCUUUCCAUCCUUUGUGAUGCUGAGGUUGGCCUCAUCAUCUUCUCCCCUCGUGGCAAACUCUCAGAGUUCUCCAGCUCAAGCAUGCAGGAAACAAUUAAACAUUAUGUGAGGCAAGCAAGGACCACCAACAAGGAACUCAAAGAUCCUGAACAGUAUAUCCAGCAAUGGAAGGUUGAAGUUGCAGAUAUGGCAAAGAAGAUUGAACUUCUGGAAUCAUACAGAUGGAAACUAUUGGGUGAGAAUUUGGAAUCAUGUUCAAUUGGUGAUUUGCAUGAAAUAGAAAAUCAGGUGGAGAGAAGUCUGACAACCAUCAGAGGAAGAAAGUAUCAAGUGCUAUCAGAACAAAUUGAACAACUGAAAGAAAAGGAGAAGACUCUCAGGGAGCGCAAUGAAGCAUUACUCCGAAGGGUGGAAUCCUCAUUUGAGGAGGAUGUGGAAAAAGAGAAAUGAAAGGCAAGAAAUGGAAGUAGAUACAGAGUUGGUCAUUGGAAGGCCAGGGAAGUAGGAAGCAGUAUAUGGUGAGGGAUUAAUUGAUUGCUGAACCUACUUUUGAAUUCUAGUUUAAGAACUAACUUCUACAUGAAUUUGAAGUACAUGUUUAGAAUAAUAAUAAUAUUAUUAUUAGUAUUAUUAUUAUUAUGUAUAUUUAGUAACUGUUUAUGACAAUACAAUGAAUGAUAAAAUUGUCAAGUUCUUGCUUAUA